GCCUCACCAGAAAAUAUCGAUGUCGAGAGCGAGUUCCAAUGUCUCCGCCGUCUGUAAUGAAAAUGUUUCUUCGGAUGCUGACGAAAUAGUAGAAUUCCGAUCACUUUGGUGGGAGAAGGGAAUAUUUCAUCCGAAAGCAAAAUGGGAGGAAGAAAAACUCCCAUACACCCUUGUAAAAUCUGUAAGUUUAGAGGAAUACGAACUUCGCGUCGACAAAUUUAAUGUUCACGGUUGCUGGGAUUGGAAAGAAAACAAAGUUAUAGUUUAUGAAUGGCCUUCAAAGGUCCAUGAAACAAUUAUUGGCGAGUUAACUUAUCAAAUAUUGAGACAAUUCGAUGCUAUACAUGGUACUCCUGCUCAUAUGUCAAGUAUGGGUGCAGUCCGAACUCGUGCUGACAAUACUGGACAUGAGUCUGAUGCGACAUUUAGACCUCCUAAACCACCAGUACGACCGCCGCAUGGAAGCGACGGAGAGGAUGAGCCUUGGCCUAAUGUUGUGCUCGAAGUUGCUUAUUCUGAAUCAGAAGGUGAUGUCCUGAAGAAAGUACAACAGUUUUGGUUAAAAAAUCCUAGUCGUGUCCAUGACGUGAUAGUGGUUAAAAUCGAUUACGUAGCUCCAGGUGAAACGCCGACACGUAUGCAAGCCUGGCACUUUUGCGUUUCGGACAGGACAACAAGAAAUGCAGACAUUGUAGCGCGAACUUAUUUUGAAUUCGGUACCCAUGAUCAAAAUGGGCGUCCCCUUAAUAUUCAACAAGGAACCUGUGUCAUCAACAUUAAUUUGGAUUGUUUUUAUCAUGGUACAUUUCCAAGAAUUACUAUUCCCCGAAAUCAAGUCCCAGAUCCAAUUCAAUUAGAUUUCUUACUCCUCCGAAAUUGCUUCCUUCGAGCAUUUGAAAAAAUAUAACAAAGUAAAUAGAGUUUCUUCAUUAUAUUAUCUCUAUUUCAAUUGUGACUCCAUUUACUUACACAUAGCUAUACAUCUCAUCCAAAACAAUGGAGGAAUAUCAGUUCCAGUUUAUAAUUUGCUUUAUUGUAUGUCAUGUAACGCUAUAUAAAAGAAUUUAAUUGCUGUAAUCAACACAUAAAUACUAAUAAAAUUCACCCAUAAUUUUUUGCGGAGUGUGACUAAUAAAAAGUUAUGUGUCGAUUA
Molecule: messenger RNA, 1153 nt
Organism: Rhizophagus irregularis DAOM 181602=DAOM 197198
Lineage: Eukaryota; Fungi; Glomeromycota; Glomeromycetes; Glomerales; Glomeraceae
Source: RefSeq, a predicted model, not a curated record